AUGGCGACUGGGGUUAUAGAUGGUCUGAACUCGCCGGAGGCACUCCCGGUCACGGCUGAUCAGAUCACGGCAAGCUGGUGUUCAAAGAUAUUUAACCGCAAUAUAAAAAAUGUCUCCAUCGUCAGGGAAAUGCACGGAACGGCAAGCAAGAUCAUCGUAGAGCUGGUUGACGACUCGCCCAACAAUCCCCUGCCCAAACGGCUGUGCUUCAAAGGAGGCUUCAACCCUCAGCUGGUGGCCAUCCACCCGGCCAUCAACGCCACCUACCGCCGUGAAGCUGAGUUCUACUACCACAUCGCUCCCACGGUGAAAAUGCGCCUUCCCAAGGCAUGGUACUGCGGGUCCGACACUGUAACGGGCCAAGGCAUCGUCGCCAUGGAGGAUCUCGAAGGCAGUGGCUGCACCUUUCCCAACGCCCUCGAAACCUUGCCCCCGGCUCAAGUCUACGCGGGCGUCGAGCAGCUUGCCGCGCUGCACGCCAAGACCUGGGGUGCGUCCCCCAAGGCCUUCCCCUGGGUGGCGAACGGAAAGUCAUUGGAGGAGAACCCCCUGCUGGGCAUGGUCCUUGCUCUGCUCAGCCCCGUAGCGUGGUCCGUCCGGUUCGCCGAGGGAGAGGCGCCGCCCGUUCCCAAGGAGAUGGCGGAUCGCCUGCGCAUCAUGGCGGCGUUCAAGACGCUCUGGCGGAGUGCGGAUACGAGUUUUAUGGUUGUGGCGCAUGGGGAUGCGCAUAUUGGGAAUACGUUCUUGACGGCGGAGGGAAAAACCGGGUUUAUCGACUGGCAGGGGUGUCAUGUCAACUCGGCGUUCCACGACGUGGCGUAUUUUGUUACGGGAACGCUGUCUGCCGAGGAUAGGCGGGAGCAUGAAGGGAGCAUUGUGGACCAUUACUUGAAGACGCUGGCUGAGUUGGGUGGACCGAAACUGGAGAGGGCUGAUGUUUGGGAUGAGUAUCGGAAGAAUUGCUUUCAUGGAUUUGCGUGGGCCCUCACAGCGCCACAGAUGCAGCCCAAGGAUAUCAUAUUUACUAUGACAGCACGUCACUGUGCGGCUAUUAUGGACCAUAAAACUCUGGAGCUGCUGGAGGGGCUGCCCGAGUAUAAAAAGGAAGAAUAA
Molecule: messenger RNA, 1113 nt
Organism: Pseudomassariella vexata
Lineage: Eukaryota; Fungi; Ascomycota; Sordariomycetes; Amphisphaeriales; Pseudomassariaceae
Product: kinase-like domain-containing protein
Exons: 1
Coding region: 1-1113 (370 amino acids)
Source: RefSeq, a predicted model, not a curated record